AUGUUCGACCGAAACUACAGAUUGGCAACAUGGCACGCCAAGGAGGCACUGGCGCUCGGACGUGCUGCUAAAUGGGACAACUUGCCCGGCGCCUUCGAGCCAGAAGAAGGUUGGGAUAAUAGGCUCAUUGCGAAGAUAGAGGAGGAUAAAGAUGUGUUGAAUAUGGCACUUGAUAUCCAGCGUAAAGAGCUGAUGCGGGACUCUGACGGCAACCAGUGGUUAACAAUCAAGUCCGAAGAGCAAGAGAGUGACGACGAAUAUGACAUGGAUGAUCCCCUUUGGGCCAAUGAUGAGUAUGCACGCGCUAGUGCUCACACAAUGGGCACAAUCCUGCGUUUGCCCACUGCGGCGCAUCCACAGUCAGUAUUAUCUCCCACCAACCAGAAUAGAACAAAUUACAGGUACGUCUUCAUAAACGACACUCUAACACAAAAUCAGAUCCAGCAUCUGGAAAAGUAUUUCAAUGCAGCCAUGCAAGCUUUUAAAGCGGAGGAUCAGUCUAAUGCGAAGUUGCGACAUCACUUGAGGCACCGUGUGGGUUUCUCAGAACAGGAUGAGAUAGAUCGAUACGAGGACAGAGAUUCAUUCUUCCGACCAGAAUACGUUGAGGUGGUUGAUCGACAACGUGUCGUACUGGAGGUCUUCGCGCUGCGGGCGAAGACAGGCGCAGCCGAGUGGCAGGUGCGGAUCGCGCGACUUGCAUACAUGCGAAUAAACAUCCCCAUACAAAGCCCGAGUCACACGAAGGGCAUGCAGGACCUGCUUUCAAGGUUUGUCGCUCCUUAUCAUCAGGUUCCAGUAUUCCGCGAUAACGUUGUAACAGAUUUUUCUCAACACACGAUGGACGAAACCAACGAGCUGCUCAAUAGACAGGAGCGGGAGUGCAGGAAAAAACUUGAGCAGUUGCGAAUCUCUCGCGAGAAGCAGCGCGCCCGACGGCGAGAAAAGGUGACGAUAGCUCUGGUCGGUUACACCAAUAGCGGGAAAACAGCGCUGCUCAACAGGCUUACGGGGGCCAAUAAGCGUGUGAGGGACUUGCUAUUCCAGACUACGGAUACCACUUGGAAGAGACUCAUUCUGCCUUCUGGAGCUAAGUGCCUCGUUGUAGAUGGCGUUGGAUUCAUCAGAGACUUGCCCCAUUUCCUGUUCGAUUCUUUUUAUGCAACGAUAGAGGAGUUGGUGGAUUCGGAUGUGAUCCUACACGUCCGCGAUAUGUCCAGUGAGACCACUGUCGAAGAGUAUGAUGCUGUUAUACAGUCACUUAAAGGUUGUGGCUUCACUGAUGAACAUAUCCGGAAUCGAAUAGUCGAAGUCUGGAAUAAAGUCGACAAGCUCAGUGAAGUUGAGCUACAUGCGGCUUUGGCCGCGCAACAUGAGGACACUGAGGCGAAAGAGCCAAUUCUUGUAUCAGCUGAGGAUGGCACCGGAAUUAAAGUACAGUACUGGGUCAUGCAUGUCGGUCACGAAAAGCACACUUUCGAUGAUCGUUACACUUUACUGACCGAUCUGUUGGAUGAGAUCGUAAAUGCUAGAUUGCGUACCAAGGUCAUCACCGUGGAUAUGCCUUGUGGAGACACUAACACGCGAAUGCAAUUCCUCAACGAAUAUGCGGAGGCCGUGUAA
Molecule: messenger RNA, 1623 nt
Organism: Perkinsus marinus ATCC 50983
Lineage: Eukaryota; Perkinsozoa; Perkinsida; Perkinsidae
Product: gtp-binding protein hflx, putative
Exons: 15
Coding region: 1-1623 (540 amino acids)
Cellular component (GO): cytoplasm
Molecular function (GO): ribosome binding; GTP binding
Source: RefSeq, a predicted model, not a curated record